Chionomys nivalis (European snow vole) is the source of this 5121-nucleotide messenger RNA. RefSeq names its product GLI family zinc finger 3 (gene Gli3). Lineage: Eukaryota; Metazoa; Chordata; Mammalia; Rodentia; Cricetidae. Gene Ontology annotation, molecular function: DNA-binding transcription factor activity, RNA polymerase II-specific; RNA polymerase II cis-regulatory region sequence-specific DNA binding. Bases 261 to 5009 code for a protein of 1582 amino acids. The transcript has 15 exons. Gene Ontology annotation, cellular component: nucleus. The record is from RefSeq and is a predicted model, not a curated record. Gene Ontology annotation, biological process: smoothened signaling pathway; regulation of transcription by RNA polymerase II.
CGGGAGGGAGCGGACCGGGCCGCGCCGCCGGCGCCCGCACACUUGCCCGCCCGUCCGCCGCUCCCCGCCGCGCCCGCUCGCCCCGCCGCCCGUCCGCACUCCACCAUGCCCGCCGCGGCCGCACACUGCGACCAGUCAGGUCAUCCACGGUAGCCCGAGCCACCCGCCGCUUCGCCGGCGCGGGUCUGUGGAUUUGGGACCUGACAGCCACAGCCGCAGGCAUUCCUUUGAGAAACAAGCUGAAGUAAUGAGAAGACAUUAUGGAGGCCCAGUCCCACAGCUCCACGACCACUGAGAGAAAGAAAGCUGAGAAUGCCAUCGGGAAGUGCUCCACAAGGACAGAUGUCAGUGAGAAGGCCGUGGCCUCCAGUACCACUUCGAAUGAGGAUGAAAGUCCUGGACAGAUCUAUCACCGAGAAAGAAGAAACGCAAUCACGAUGCAGCCUCAGAAUGUGCAGGGUCUCAGCAAAAUCAGUGAGGAGCCCUCAACGUCCAGUGAUGAGAGGGCCUCAUUGAUCAAGAAGGAGAUCCAUGGAUCCCUGCCACAUCUGGCAGAGCCCUCACUCCCUUAUCGCGGGACUGUGUUUGCCAUGGACCCCCGGAAUGGUUACAUGGAGCCUCACUACCACCCUCCUCAUCUUUUCCCUGCCUUCCAUCCUCCUGUACCAAUUGAUGCCAGACAUCAUGAGGGCCGUUACCAUUAUGAUCCAUCUCCUAUUCCUCCAUUACAUGUGCCUUCUGCCUUAUCUAGUAGCCCGACGUAUCCAGACCUGCCCUUCAUUAGGAUCUCCCCACACCGUAACCCCACUGCAGCUUCAGAGUCCCCCUUCAGCCCCCCACACCCCUACAUCAACCCGUAUAUGGACUACAUCCGCUCCUUGCACAGCAGUCCGUCCCUCUCCAUGAUCUCAGCUGCCCGAGGGCUGAGCCCUACAGAUGCCCCCCAUGCUGGAGUCAGCCCUGCGGAAUACUAUCACCAGAUGGCUCUGCUGACAGGCCAGCGCAGCCCCUAUGCAGACAUCCUUCCCUCGGCUGCCACUGCUGGUGCAGGGGCCAUCCACAUGGAGUACCUUCAUGCCAUGGAUAGCACCAGAUUUCCUAGCCCCAGGCUGUCAGCUAGACCCAGCCGAAAACGCACACUGUCCAUCUCGCCAUUGUCAGAUCAUAGCUUUGACCUUCAGACCAUGAUAAGAACAUCUCCUAACUCCUUGGUCACAAUUCUCAAUAAUUCCCGUAGCAGCUCUUCAGCAAGUGGUUCCUACGGACACUUAUCGGCAAGUGCAAUCAGCCCUGCCUUGAGCUUCACCUACCCCUCUGCCCCUGUGUCUCUCCAUAUGCACCAGCAGAUCCUAAGCCGACAGCAAAGCUUAGGCUCAGCCUUUGGGCACAGCCCUCCACUCAUCCACCCUGCUCCAACAUUUCCGACACAGAGGCCUAUCCCUGGGAUCCCGACGGUUCUGAACCCUGUCCAGGUCAGCUCUGGCCCUUCUGAGUCCUCACAGAACAAGCCCACUAGUGAGUCUGCAGUGAGCAGCACCGGCGAUCCUAUGCAUAAUAAACGGUCUAAGAUCAAACCCGAUGAAGACCUCCCCAGCCCAGGGUCACGGGGACAGCAGGAACAGCCUGAAGGAACAACCCUAGUCAAGGAGGAAGGGGACAAAGAUGAAAGCAAGCAGGAGCCUGAAGUCAUCUACGAGACAAACUGCCACUGGGAAGGCUGUACGAGAGAGUUCGACACCCAGGAUCAGCUUGUGCAUCAUAUCAAUAAUGACCACAUUCACGGUGAAAAGAAGGAGUUUGUGUGUCGUUGGCUUGAUUGCUCAAGAGAGCAGAAACCCUUCAAAGCCCAGUACAUGUUGGUUGUGCACAUGAGAAGACAUACGGGCGAGAAGCCUCACAAGUGCACAUUUGAAGGUUGCACAAAAGCCUACUCGAGACUAGAAAACCUGAAAACGCACUUGAGAUCCCACACUGGAGAGAAGCCAUACGUCUGUGAGCACGAGGGCUGCAACAAGGCUUUCUCCAAUGCUUCAGAUCGGGCCAAGCACCAAAACAGAACGCAUUCCAAUGAGAAACCGUAUGUAUGCAAAAUCCCCGGCUGCACCAAGCGUUACACAGACCCCAGCUCUCUCCGGAAACAUGUGAAGACUGUACAUGGUCCCGAGGCUCAUGUCACCAAGAAGCAACGUGGAGACAUGCACCCUCGGCCUCCGCCACCGAGAGAUUCUGGCAGCCACUCACAGUCCCGGUCCCCCGGCCGGCCGACUCAGGGAGCCUUUGGUGAGCAGGAGUUGAGCAGCACUACCUCAAAGCGGGAAGAAUGCCUCCAGGUGAAGACGGUCAAGGCUGAGAAGCCCAUGACAUCUCAGCCAAGCCCUGGUGGUCAGUCUUCAUGCAGCAGCCAACAGUCCCCCGUCAGCACCUAUUCCAACAGUGGGCUCGAGCUUCCUCUGACGGAUGGAGGUAGUGUAGCCGACCUCGGCGCCAUUGAUGAGACCCCAAUCAUGGACUCGACCAUUUCCACGGCAACCACAGCCCUUGCUUUGCAAGCCAGGAGAAACCCGGCAGGGACCAAAUGGAUGGAGCACAUCAAACUUGAAAGGCUAAAACAAGUGAAUGGAAUGUUUCCAAAACUGAACCCUAUUCUACCUUCCAAAGCCCCUGCGGUGUCUCCUCUUAUAGGAAAUGGCACACAGUCCAAUAACAACUAUAGUUCGGGUGGGCCUGGGACCCUUCUCCCAAGCAGAAGUGACCUGUCUGGUGUAGACUUCACGGUGCUGAAUACACUCAACAGGAGGGACAGCAACACCAGCACCAUCAGCUCUGCCUACCUGAGCAGCCGCAGAUCCUCGGGCAUCUCCCCCUGCUUUUCCAGCCGCAGGUCUAGUGAGGCAUCACAGGCUGAAGGGCGACCCCAGAACGUGAGUGUGGCUGACUCUUACGACCCUAUCUCCACAGAUGCCUCACGGAGGUCCAGCGAGGCCAGCCAGGGUGAUGGACUGCCCAGUCUGCUCAGCCUCACGCCUGUGCAGCAGUACCGCCUCAAGGCCAAGUACGCUGCUGCCACUGGCGGUCCACCACCUACGCCCCUGCCCCACAUGGAAAGGCUGAGCCUGAAGACCAGGAUGGCCUUGCUUGGGGAAGGCAGGGACUCAGGGGUGACCCUGCCUCCAGUCCAUCCUCCUCGGAGGUGCAGUGAUGGAGGGGGCCACGCAUACAGCCGGCGUCACCUGCUGCCUCACGAUGCGCUAGCAAACAGUGUAAGGAGAGCCAGCGACCCUGUCAGGACAGUCUCCGAGAACAUGUCACUUCCCAGGGUUCAGCGCUUUAGCAGCCUCAACAGCUUUAAUCCUCCAAGUUUGCCUCCGUCGGUGGAAAAGCGUGGCUUAGUGCUGCAAAAUUAUACCCGGCCAGAGAGCAGCCAGCAGCCCCGGUACUUCCAAGCAUCUCCUUGUCCUCCCAGUAUCACAGAGAAUGUUGCCCUUGAGACCCUGACCAUGGAUGCUGAUGCCAACUUGAAUGAUGAAGAUUUCCUGCCAGAUGACGUGGUACAGUAUUUAAAUUCCCAGAACCAAGCAGGGUAUGGGCAACAAUUACAGAGUGCCAUCUCUGAAGAUAGCAAAGUAGCCCAUGGGCCAGAGGACUUGGACCUACCAGGGCUGCCGGACAGCCAUGUUGGCCAGCAGUACCCAGCUCUGGAGCAGCCCUGCUCUGAGGGCAGCAAAACCGAUUUGCCCAUCCAGUGGAAUGAGGUCAGUUCUGGAAGUUCCGACCUGUCGUCCUCUAAGCUGAAGUGUGGUCAGCGUCCUACCGUACAGCAGGCUCGAGCCUUCGGGUUAUACAACAAUAUGGUGGUCCACCCGCAGAAUCCAUGGAAGGUUGGGACUGGCCCAGCCGGGGGAUAUCAGACCCUCGGGGAGAACGGCAGUAGCUACAAUGGCCCAGAGCACUUUGUGAUCCAUGGUGGGGAUGGACCUGGCACCAAUGGAAAUGCUUUCCACGAACAGCCCUAUAAGACCCAGCAGUAUGGGAGCCAGCUCAGCAGGCAGCCACUGGCUUCUAGUGCUCUAGACGGUGCCUGUGGUGUGGGGAUUCAAGGGUCCAAGCUGAAAGGCAACACCUUGCAAGAGAAUGGGGGUCUGCUAGAUUUUGGUCUGUCCGCAGCACCAAAUGAAUUAGCUGGCAACACAGUGAAUGGCAUACAAACCCAAGAUCAGAUGGGACAGGGAUACAUCGCUCACCAGCUACUCAGCGGCAGCAUGCAACACCAGGGGACCAGCCGCCCCGGUCAGCAGAUCCUAGGGCAGGUCACUCCUACCUCACAUAUCAACAUCUAUCAAGGGACAGAGAGCUGCCUGCCAGGGACUCAGGACAACAGCAACCAGCCAUCGAGCAUGGCAGUUGUCAGGGGCUACCAGCCCUGUGCCAGCUAUGGGGGCAGCAGGCGCCAGGCAAUGCCGAGGGGCAGCCUCACCCUGCAACAAGGACAGCUCAGUGAUGUGAGUCAGACGAGCAGGGUGAGCAGCAUCAAGAUGGAGGCACAAGGGCAGGUCCAGCAGCUCUGUUCAAAUGUGCAGAAUUACUCUGGUCAGUUCUAUGACCAAACCGUGGGCUUCAGUCAGCAAGACAGGAAAGCUGCUUCCUUUUCCUUUUCAGAUGCCAACUGCCUGCUCCAGGGGACUGGCACUGAAAACUCGGAGUUACUUUCCCCAGGUGCUAACCAAGUGACAAGCACAGUUGACAGCUUUGACAGUCAUGACCUCGAAGGUGUGCAGAUCGAUUUUGAUGCCAUCAUAGACGAUGGGGACCAUACCAGCCUAAUGUCAGGGGCCUUGAGCCCAAGUAUCAUUCAGAACCUUUCCCACAGCUCCUCCCGUCUCACCACACCACGGGCAUCCCUCCCAUUCCCGUCUCUGUCCAUGGGUACCACCAACAUGGCUAUCGGGGAUAUGAGUUCUUUGCUGACCUCCCUAGCAGAAGAAAGCAAGUUCCUUGCAGUUAUGCAGUAGGCAAGGAGGACCGCAAGUAGAGGGUAAAACUGUAGAACUUGAACGACUUCAUUGGCUCUGUUUGGACCUUUUUUUGUUUUGUUUUUCUAAGUUCUAUAUGUAUUUUAGCAAU